Messenger RNA from Sitodiplosis mosellana (orange wheat blossom midge), 1711 nucleotides. RefSeq lists its product as uncharacterized. Gene Ontology annotation, cellular component: centriole. Bases 89 to 1624 code for a protein of 511 amino acids. Gene Ontology annotation, biological process: cilium assembly; clustering of voltage-gated sodium channels. The record is from RefSeq and is a predicted model, not a curated record. NCBI's taxonomy places the organism in Eukaryota, Metazoa, Arthropoda, Insecta, Diptera, Cecidomyiidae. The transcript has 10 exons.
GGUGAAUACGGUCACAAAACAAACACACCGCACAGUAUACCACUUGCUGUUUUGUAUUUCCGAUAUCCAUAGCAACGGUUACUUGCUUAUGCCACGCAUUCAGCCACAAUGUGAAAUGCCACUUAGUUUUGUUUUGUUUACUAUUUCAACUGUGACGGAAAAGGGUGAAGCGUGCCAGCAGCAAAAACAUUUCAAUCAUUCUCAUUUCAUUUUGUUGUUUUGUUCAAUGACUUUUGAGUGUGGAUGCAAGGACAAUGAGCUGAUCUUAUCACUAGAGAACGAAUUAGAUUUGUAUAAGCAUGAGCACGAGAAAUUGCGGCAGAAAAUUGACGAAAUUGUAAAGUCAAAUGAGGCACCGUGCAAUGAUGAUGCCUAUGAAAAAUUUGUUCAGGCCGAAGCCAAUUAUCAAUCGUACAAACAAAUCUCCACUGAUGCCAUCAAUAAUUUAAAAGGACAAAUUGAAUAUAUCAACACUGAGAGACUGACUUAUUACAACUUAUGGAAAAUAUCACAGCAAACUAUAUGCAAUUUAGAAGCGGAGAUCAAUCAAUAUUUGAAACAGUCGAAUUGUCCAGAUUCUGUUCAACAAUUAAAAAAUCAAAUUCGCGCUUCCGAGCAGAAAAUCGUGGAACUUCGGCAUGAAAUAGACUCAGGAAAAUCAAUCGAAAUGAGUUUAGAACAGAGUAAAAACGCCUGUGAAGUCCAAAUGAGAACGCUGGACAAAAAAUACAAUGAUUUAACGAUCGAACAUAGGGACGUCCUGGCACAACUAAAAAAUAUGGAAAACGUGUUGCGCGAUAAUCGCUUUGAAACAACUGAACUGAGAAAGGAGCGAGAUGCGUACAAAAAACAAUUGAAAUCAUAUUGUGAAUUGCACAAGCAAUACCAACUUCGCGAAUCGAUAGCACACACAAAAAUGCACGAUGCUCUUCAGAUGAUCGAAACGGCACUGGCAGAGAAAAAUGCGGCGAUGCUACGUGAAAAAGAAAUUCGAGAUGAAUGUGAUCAAUUGGCGUUGACGAUAGGCAAAGUGAUGGAAGAGGCUGGCGAUAAAGUCGAAGGCAAUAUCGAUGAGAUAAAAACCAAUUAUACACAACGAAUGCAUAAAUUGGAGGAUAUCAUCAAAAAAGUGUGGUUUUCAAAUUCGAAUCGAACACCAGUCUCAAAUACUUUAAACUCUAACAUUUACCGUAUUUUUCAGUUGAUCGUAUCGAAAGAGACUUUAUCGAAAAAUAAUCAGUUGUCGAGGGGCCAAGUGCAGGAAUUGCAAUCGAAUCUUGCAAAAAUCGUGUCUGCCAAUGAAACGCUCAACACCGAUCUACAGACGGCCUCAAAAACAAUCGUGGAACUCGAAAUGAAGCUGAGGGCAUAUGAAAAGUUGAUCGCAUGUGAACAGGCAACCUCAAAAACUUCAUUUAUCUCCAGGGAAUCAGAAGAGCGUUGGAAGAAGUUACAAGACCUGUUGGUUCAAAACGUGAAUCUCAAGCAAAAGUGGAGAGACUCAUUCACUGAAAUGACAGAGAGGCUGCAAAGAGAAUUGGUACAGUUUCAAAGGGAAAACUCACGCCUCAUCGCUGAAAAUCAAAAGUUGACCAAAGAACUACAGAAACGUAAUAAAAGCUAAUGUAGUUUGACUUGAAAAAUAAUUUGAUAUUGCGAAAUGUUAUAAAAAUAUGUACAUAUUUUGCAAAAGAAAAAACACAGAGUGUGA